CUAAAUACCCUUUGAACUUAUUGGUGAAAGGAUAGUAUGGGAAAACAUAGCACACAUAUUGCAUUUAGUAUAUCAAUUAAUAAAGUUGGUGCAAAAUUCUUGAAAUUCGAGAACAAGCUAUAUAUGUAGUAUAACAUGACACCACAAUUAAUUAAUUAAAAUGUUGGGUAGAAAUGAGAGGUAACAAAUUUUCAUCAUUAGAAAAUAUAUUCACCAACCCAUCGAUCACUCCAUUAGGACUAAUAAUAUUUAUAAUUGGAUUUUAUCUUCUUCCCUUAGCAAAUUCCCAACAUUUGGUAUCAGAGCCUUGUUUGUCGAGGUCAGAGUCUCCAUCGUUGUCAAGCAGCACCACAACGAAGGAGAAAGGUAGGCUGCCCGGUAAGUUGCGCCGCCGGCAGCAAGGAGGUGAUGGCCAUGGUGCGGAGGCCAUUGCCAUGAAGACAUCGUCGUCCAUGUGUGAGUCGUCGACAAGAUGCGGCAUCGACGACAACAUGAAGGCGAGACACCGACGAGUUGCGUCACCGGUGGCGACCAUGAAAGCGAGUCAUCGGCAAGUUGUGUCAUCGGUGACAACAAGGAGGCAGGUCACCGGCGAGUUGCGACACCGGUGAUGAACAUGUGCGGGUCGUUGACAAGGUGCGUCAUCGACGUCAACAUGGUGGAGAUUCACCGGCGAGUUGCGACACUGGUGGCGAACAUGCAGCAGCGAGCGUGUCACGACGGCGCGCUCAUGGUGAAAGCGUAGGAGGUGCGUCUCUCGUCGAGGCCAACGGCGACAUCGUCAAAUCGGUGCGGGAAGAUGGCAAUGACGGCCGUCUACAUGUUGCAUCGACAAGAUCGACGACAACGGGCUUCAAGAGAGAAAUAAGUAAUAACAAGAUUAGGGAGGUGAUUGUCGGAACUAAUCGUGUUAUUAGUGCUAGAUUAUUAGAUUAGUUAUUUGCAUGGGUUGGUAAUUAAUUAUGCAUGUGUAGUAAGUAGUGGGUGAGUGGGUCUAUUAGUGGAGUUAGUAAAGAUAUUAGUGGUUAAUUAGUUAGUGUCUUAGUGGCUUGUUACAAGCAAGGUACGUGGGUGUGUGAGUCCUCUAUUUAAAGUUGUAAUUAUUAUGAGAAAAUAUGAGAAGAGAUGCUUUGAGCACCAAGAAAAGGAGCUACGCAUGGGUUUUAUUCCUAAGCUUUAACAAGUUACGUUUGGAUUUUAUCUUCUUCCCUUAGCAAAUUCCCAACAAUUUUAGUCUUCAUAUAUGUAUCUGCUUUGCUCUUUCCACUUGAAGCUUCCAGUCGGUUAAGGAGAGCAAGAGCAUGAGAAAUGAGAAAGGUGCAGGAGGUUUGGGCCGCCAGAAGGCCCAACCAAAGCCCAACUAAGCCCAUUUUCACCGCGAAGCCCAAAAAUAGAACCACUAGCAUUCUCACCGGGCAAAAGACCCAAGUUUAUAUUAGCUCUGCUGGCCGGCCGGGCUGUCCCUCUCAGAACCCUGAACCCCUUAUCCCGUGGUCUGUAGGAUGUUCCCGAGCUCGCAAAGCCCUGCUACAGGCAAUGCAACCGCCGUGAGUUCAAAAACCUCCCUCCGGGUUCUUGAACCAAUCACGAAGGCGUAAAAAGUCUCCCCCACCCCCACCUCAUGACCACCGUGAAUGCCAUCUCCGUCACUUCUAACCCGAAAGCCAAAGCCAUGAAAAUGAUCAUGGAGAUUCUGGCUCGGGCAGGACGCUUGGCACCAGUGGCGGAGCUAGGAGAGGGCCCUAGGCCCUAGCCCACCCUAAUUUAAAAAUGCCUUUUAGUGUACUUUUUUAGAAAAUGUAUUCUUUGUACCGGUCUAGUGUCGUCCGGUGCUCUAGCUCCACACCUGGUUGGCGCCGAGCUCAUUCCUGGCUCUAGUCAAAACCCCGAGGCUCAGCGGUGAUGUGAGUUCUCUAGCAGUAUAGGGUAUAAAUACGAGUAUCUUAUCCACAGAGACGGAAAAAGGGAAUCAAAAAUUAAAUAAAUUCAACGAUAAAAAAAAUAAAAUAAAUAAAAUGCGAUGUGUGCA
Messenger RNA from Cuscuta europaea, 2029 nucleotides. Lineage: Eukaryota; Viridiplantae; Streptophyta; Magnoliopsida; Solanales; Convolvulaceae. The record is from the annotation of a GenBank genome assembly.